AUGCAUGUCUCAACCAUCUCCAUCCUAGCUCCCACUCUCAGCGUCUCCGCCUCUCCGCUCUUUGCUAGACAAAUCGCCUCUAUCGAGGAAACCACCCAAGUCUCCGAUAGUAACCAAGACGUUGGCAACGCUGAUCAGAACGCCGGCAACCCUGCCGCAAACAAGGGCAAGGUUGCCUGCCGGUGACUACAGUAUACCGUCGAGCAGGGAGUUGAGACGUGCGGCAACGCGCAACUGAAUUGCUGCAACAAGAUUGAGAUGCAGGGAGAUACUACCAAUGCAGGCUUGUUGGGAUCCGUGUUCGGUAGCAGAGAUAUUGGCAUUCAGUGCUCGCCCAUCAAUCUUCCCGCAGUCAUCGGUGGUAAGUAUAUCCCUUUUACUUUCUUAGCCGGGCGGUUACCUCUUGCUAAUCGCUGGUAUAGUCCAAGUUCCCAUCAACAAGCAGUGCGACGCAAAGGCUGCGUGCUGCCAAGGAGAGGUUUUCCCAGGUAUUGCCUUCCCUUCCCCUCCCCUCACUCUCCUUGCGUCUUCUCCUGUACUAUUAUUCACUCAGAACGGCCUCAUCAACCUUGGCUGUGUUGCUCUCGCCUCCCUCAUCUAA
Messenger RNA from Tuber aestivum (summer truffle), 601 nucleotides. NCBI's taxonomy places the organism in Eukaryota, Fungi, Ascomycota, Pezizomycetes, Pezizales, Tuberaceae. The record is from the annotation of a GenBank genome assembly.